Molecule: messenger RNA, 4262 nt
Organism: Thunnus maccoyii (southern bluefin tuna)
Lineage: Eukaryota; Metazoa; Chordata; Actinopteri; Scombriformes; Scombridae
Gene: gfpt1
Product: glutamine--fructose-6-phosphate transaminase 1
Exons: 19
Coding region: 90-2138 (682 amino acids)
Biological process (GO): UDP-N-acetylglucosamine metabolic process; fructose 6-phosphate metabolic process; carbohydrate derivative biosynthetic process
Molecular function (GO): carbohydrate derivative binding; L-glutamine:D-fructose-6-phosphate transaminase (isomerizing) activity
Source: RefSeq, a predicted model, not a curated record
AUGGAAGAAGGCGGUUGGCUCUGAUUCAGUGGACUCAGAAGGGGGCGAACCUUAGCUGACAGGCAUUAACUGGCAGCCAAACUGCAGACAUGUGUGGAAUCUUUGCCUAUCUCAACUACCAUGUGCCGAGGACUCGCCGUGACAUCCUUGAGAUCCUCCUCAAAGGCCUGCGACGUCUGGAGUACAGAGGCUACGACUCUGCCGGUGUAGGAAUUGAUGGCGGUAACGGCAAGGAAUGGGAGUCAAACGCCAAGUCUAUCCAACUGAUCAAGCAACGUGGAAAAGUGAAGGCUCUUGACGAGGAGAUCAACAAACAGGAGAAUAUGGACCUGGAUGUGGAGUUCGAUGUUCACCUCGGCAUUGCUCACACCCGCUGGGCCACCCAUGGUGUGCCAAGCCCAGUUAACAGUCACCCACAUAGAUCUGACAAGACAAAUGAGUUCAUUGUUAUUCACAAUGGAAUUAUUACCAACUACAAAGACCUGAGGAAAUUCCUGGAGAGCAAAGGCUACGAGUUUGAGUCAGAGACCGACACAGAGACAAUCGCCAAACUUGUGAAGUACAUGUACGAUAACCGGGAGAGUGACGACAUCAGUUUCGCCACACUGGUGGAACGGGUGACCCAGCAGCUUGAAGGAGCUUUUGCCCUGGUCUUCAAGAGUGUCCAUUACCCCGGGGAGGCAGUUGGCACAAGGAGGGGAAGUCCUCUGCUGAUUGGAGUGCGAAGUGAUCACAAGCUAUCCACAGAUCAUAUUCCUGUGCUCUACCGCUCCUCCGGUAAAGAGAAGAAGAGCUGCAGUGCUCUACCCAGGACAGACCAGGAUACCUGCCUGUUCCCUGUGGAUGAGAAAGCUGUGGAGUACUACUUUGCCUCUGAUGCAAGCGCAGUGAUCGAGCACACAAACCGGGUGAUCUUCCUGGAAGACGACGAUGUGGCGGCCGUGAUGGAAGGCAGGCUGUCCAUUCACAGGAUAAGACGGAGGGCCGGAGACUACCCAGCCCGCGCCAUCCAGACCCUGCAGAUGGAGCUGCAGCAGAUCAUGAAGGGCAACUACAGCUCCUUCAUGCAGAAAGAGAUCUUUGAGCAGCCGGAGUCUGUUGUCAACACCAUGAGAGGAAGAGUCAACUUUGAUGACAACACAGUGACACUCGGUGGACUGAAGGACCACAUCAAAGAGAUCCAGAGGUGUCGGAGACUUAUCCUUAUUGCCUGUGGCACCAGCUACCACGCUGGGGUAGCGACCCGCCAGGUCCUGGAGGAACUAACCGAGUUGCCUGUCAUGGUGGAGCUGGCCAGCGACUUCCUGGACAGGAACACACCCGUCUUCCGAGACGACGUCUGCUUCUUUAUCAGCCAGUCAGGGGAGACUGCUGACAGCCUAAUGGCCCUGCGCUACUGCAAGGAGAGAGGGGCUCUGACUGUGGGUGUCACCAACACAGUGGGCAGCUCCAUCUCCAGGGAGACUGACUGCGGAGUCCACAUCAACGCCGGGCCAGAAAUCGGAGUAGCCAGCACCAAGGCCUACACCAGCCAGUUUGUAGCCCUGAUCAUGUUUGCGCUGUUGAUGUGUGAUGACAGGAUUUCCAUGCAGCCCAGACGCCGUGAGAUAAUCCAGGGCCUGAGGGUGCUUCCAGAUCUGAUUAAGGAGGUCCUCAGUUUGGAUGAUGAGAUCCAGAAGUUGGCAACAGAGCUGUACCAGCAGAAGAGCGUGCUGAUCAUGGGCAGAGGCUACCAUUACGCUACCUGCCUGGAAGGAGCACUGAAAAUCAAGGAGAUCACGUACAUGCAUUCAGAAGGCAUCCUAGCUGGAGAGCUGAAACACGGUCCGCUGGCCCUGGUGGAUAAACUCAUGCCAGUCAUCAUGAUCAUCAUGAGAGACCACACCUACGUCAAAUGUCAGAACGCCCUGCAGCAAGUCGUCGCCCGACAGGGACGCCCCAUCGUGAUCUGUGACAAAGAUGAUUAUGAGACCAUCAAGAGCUCCAGCCGCACCAUCAAAGUGCCUCACUGUGUGGAUUGCCUGCAGGGCAUCCUGAGCGUAAUCCCUCUGCAGCUGCUGUCCUUCCACCUGGCGGUCCUCCGAGGUUACGAUGUGGACUGUCCAAGAAACCUGGCCAAGUCUGUGACCGUAGAGUGAACCGCACCAUUCUUCACCUAACGAAAGCCUGGCGGACACGUACAGACAGCAAAGGGGGAGCGUCUGUAUACAGAUACAGUACAAUUUCCUGUUUAUGUGUCCUAUGUCACGGCUCUUUUUAAGGCAAUCUUUUACUCAACAGUUGUGUAUCUCACUGUUGCAUAUUAUCUAUCUCACUGUCUAUUUUCUCGGAAACCUUUGGCAUCGUCGUCAUAUUAUUGUUAGAGAAGUUAUUCUGUAUUCUUCUGGCAAGGUCUGGGUUGGCAGUGAUACAUUUUCAUUUCUCUCUGUGUUUGUUAAUCUGUAACAAGUUUCUGCAUUGAUCUCUGCGUAAGCCCUCCAUGUUUAUUUGUGCUGAUUAGUCUCACUGGGAGCUGUUGACUGGCAGACAUUAGCUUUUAAAGACCUUACUGGCUCUUUUUUUCCUUUAGUGCAAUGAUUUGUAGUUUAGGUAGAAUAUUUUUCUUUGGCAGCUAAUCAUUUGAAGUGUCUUUACUCCACUUAAAUCAUUCCAAGCCACAGGUCUCCGCCUCAUAGUAAUUGCAGCACAGUUGGAUUUGCUUCUAAGUACACCCUAAUUACUGCAGGAGCUGCAUCGUAAGUAUGCGAUCUCCACCAAAGCCCAUGAGUACACUGUUGUGUGAAAUCGUCUUGAGCUUGUUCACAAUGUACGUGACACACCAUUCGGAUUUCAAACUCUGAUGUUGGUCGGCUCAGUUAAAGAGAAUAAGAGACUUUGUUUCUGUUACCUUACUCUGCUUUUAUUUUAAGUUCUUUAAAUCAUACUUUUACUGUAAAGCUUUUCGGGCACAGUUUAGUUUGAUUCUUUUGUUGACCUCUGUUGCCUAACAGCUCAUCAACAAGACCUUACUGCUGCUUUCCGGUCUUCAGUUUACAUUUAAACACUAAACUGAAGUAAUUCAAGUCGGAUGAAGUUAAUUAACUGAAGUAGAAGUUGCACAGCUGCCAGCCCACAUCCUGCCACGAUGACUACUGCAAUCACAAUAUUGGGACCAUUUGUAGCUAUUGUUUCUUUUCUUUUGUUACUUUUGUUUUAUUUUCUUAAAAGACAAUGAAUUUUAUAUUAUUGAAGUUACACUUUGAUUUGAAAUGUGAAUGUUACUGUCAUUUGAAAUGUCCUGUCAAACCAAAAAUCUUUACAAUGGCUUUGGCAGUUGUAAACCAAAACAUAUAUAUAUUGUAUAUGUUCAUCCUGUCGUUUUGUAGUCAAACAGGUACUGAUGCUGGUAGAUUGUGUCACAUGAAGACGCUUCAAAGCCUAAGAGAACAGAUACACAGUUAUGUGGCAGUAUGUCAAACUGUAGAUUUUUAUUUAGAUAGUCAGAUGCCAGCUGUGUGUUUCUGUGAUUCAAAUGUCUUUGUUUCAAAAGCCAAGGAGAGAGUGAAGAUGUUCGCAGACACAGUUGUGUAGUGAAGAAAUAGGAGCUGCUUCAGUUCAGUUUUUUUAUAGCCCUUCACAUAUUUUAGGUUAAAAUACAUUUAUCUUGCUUUUGCAAUCAAGCCUUAACUUCAAGUUUUUCUUCCCCCCCCAAACCUCACCAUUGAGCUUUUCCUCAGCGUGAAAGGCUUUGAAAACUGGAAAUGCUGUUACAGGUAUUUGUAACCCACAUAAAUGAGCAGACUUAUUUCUUGACUGGAGGCAACUGCACUGAAUCCUAGCAACAUUUGUAGAGUUACUGAUGGAGUGGGGGACUAUUUAUUAGUGGAACUGAUGCAAUAAAGUGUCAAGUACUUCUCUUUUUCAUGUGUCUGAGUUCAUUUGAUGAGAAGGUGCAGCGAUUCAGGACAUAAAAUGAUACUUUAUUAAAAUAAAACACACCUUUGCAACAAUAUUAAAAGUUUACAAAUCAUUUGAUACAUUUAUGUUUUAUGUACAUUAUAUACAAAGAGUUAAGAUACAUGAGACAUUCAAGGGCUGUUUAGGAGCGACGACAGAUCCCAAACAAUACCAAGCACCUGUGUGGAGUAAACCGUCAGAGUCUGUAAUGUGGACAGUACUGGUUUGAUGCAUCCAUAUGAAGUCACAAUGGUGGAGACAGUAGAUGUGAUAUUACUGCCCAGAUGUGGCAGGGUUGAUGGUGCCAAAUGGACGACAGUCAUGCA